This is a messenger RNA of Teleopsis dalmanni, 606 nucleotides long. RefSeq lists its product as uncharacterized. Lineage: Eukaryota; Metazoa; Arthropoda; Insecta; Diptera; Diopsidae. The coding region runs from base 1 to 606 and encodes 201 amino acids. The record is from RefSeq and is a predicted model, not a curated record. The transcript has a single exon.
AUGUCUGAAGACGCCUUGUCAGCACUUUGGUUGCAGCGAUUGCCUAGCAACAUUCGUUGCAUCUUAUCUGCGUGCAGCUCCAAGGAUGUUAAUCAAAUGGCCGAAUUGGCAGAUAGAAUAACUGACAAUAUUCCCACUCCGCAUUAUGUUAUGGCCACCGCAUCUGCAAUUAACCGACGCAGUAACACAGAGGAAUCAACAUUGGAGGCGCGUGUGACAGCGUUAGAAAUAUCACUGCAACAAGUGGUAAGUAAACUAAGUGAAAUAGCAAUAGAGCUCAGUCGACCAGGAAACUCACAGGGGCGAAGCAGGGCUCGCAGUUCUAGCAGAACUCAGUUUAAAAGUCAGCGCGACGAUCGAAAAGUCUGUUAUUAUCACAUUAAAUUUGGAACAGCUGCAACCAAAUGCUUAAAGCCAUGCGAGUUCGGCGGCCAAACAACUAAUAUCAAACAAAAGGAAAAACUAAAAUUGUUGUCGUCCACAAGUGCAGUAAACGAUAACGUCCGGGAACACUGCACUGAAGAAGCUCGUUUACAUGUGAUUGAUCGUAUCUCAAAUAUGAAGUUUCCGAUUGACACCGGAUCGGCUGUAUCCAUUAUUCCUUAA